Sordaria macrospora k-hell is the source of this 2754-nucleotide messenger RNA. RefSeq lists its product as uncharacterized. Lineage: Eukaryota; Fungi; Ascomycota; Sordariomycetes; Sordariales; Sordariaceae. The record is from RefSeq and is a predicted model, not a curated record. Gene Ontology annotation, biological process: protein secretion.
AUGGUGGACCCCAAUAUGGACCCCAGCCCCGAAGAGCUCGAGACUCUCAAGCAGGCCAUGGGGGGCGGCGACAAGAAGAAGACGGAAAAGACAGCGCGUCAAAAGCCCGGCCACACCCCCGACUGGUUGCGCCUUAAGCUCAGGGAAUACCUGACGGUGAUACCUCUCCGCGAGGAAGGCGUUAGGGCCUGUCUGGAAUUCGCCUUUGCCGUUCAUCCUUCCAGCACCGUCAAGCUGUCCGAGGCCGCUGUACCACAGAAGAGAGGAGCCAACAUCACUCACGAGGCCCUUGUGUUGGCCAGUAAUCUGUUGUCGGUACCGCCUUCUACCGUAACUCCGGAUGAGUGGUACUCGGGUAUCGCACCGCAGUUGUUUGCGCUGCUUGAUGGCGGAGAGGGCCCCGAGCUCAAGAAGGUUGUUGCCUAUGUUAUUGGAUUCGGAAUUCUGGGCCGCAAGGCCUCUGGUGCUCCAGGCACCGCCGGCUGGAAAUACCUUGCGGAGCCCCUGCUACACCACAUCAAGCCACCUCCAGGCGGAUUACCCAAGACAGAGACUGGCGAUGGUGACGACGAAAUCAUUGACCUAAGUAAGGACAAGGUCCUGGUUAAGCAGAAGGACCUAGUAACGGCACUGCAGAGGAUACACACACUGCUAGUUUCACACCCGAACCCUGGCCUGUGCAAGCGGCUGCUCUCUCCUUUACUGCUGCCGCUGUGGGCGCUUACCACCUGGCCAAACUCAGAAAAGCCGUUGAGCGAAAAGAUCACGGAACCUGCUUCGGCACUUCUCAGGAUCUUUCUCAAGCUUUCGCCUUCUGCUCUUGUUCUGUUAGCGCUAGUCCACAAUUUGGGCUACGUUGGUGGCUUUGACAAGAAGCCCGAAUGGGUGUACAAGCAGACGGAACAAGGAGAGAUCGAAAUCGUUGAUACCAACCGCCCUCUGCAUAAGGCAGGCGAACAAUACAUCGGCCUCUCACUUACAGAAAUCGACCAAAAGAUUCCCAAACUGCUGGAGUUGGUCGACUCGACCUUUUCCGAAGCCGAUGUCUCCUCAGUAUUCCUCGAUCUCUUCGGGCGCUGGCUCAAGUCAACCCGAGGCCAGAAAAAGAGCGGAAUUCAAAUCAUCAAAGAGGAAGAGGAGGAGAAAGACCCAAUAGCUCAGUUCACCGAAGUCAAGCUCCUCCUAGCCAUGAUGGAAAAGUUCCCUGAGAAACUCGCCGGACAACCCAAACACAUCCUCGAGCUAGUCAGCCAGGUGCUCUCCGAAGCCACCAAAGAAACCACCUCCGAAGAAGCUGGAGAGGACGAAGUAAUCAGAGUAGCCCUCAGUCUGCUCAACAUGGUCGUCACCGUCCCCGGUUUCCAAAAGAAGCGCGUCGACCCUGACGUUCUUCGUACCAUUGAAUCCUCCCUCGAAGCCCUCUCCAAGACCGGCGAUAACGACAACGCCAAAACAGCUUCCAACCUGACGCUCCUCCUUCGCUACCGCGACGAAAUUGACGCUCUCGAAGCCGAAGCCGGCGAAUCCACCACCACACCCGGUGGUCCCGAAGACCGCCAAGUCGAAGACCGCAAAACCUACUCCCUCGCAAUCUCCUACAUCACCACGCCCGACUCCCCGCCCCCCGUCCGGUCGGAAGGUCUCAGCCUCAUCUCCGGCCUCAUAACCUCGCACUCUCCCAUCCUCGACAUCCCCGGCAUCUUAGUCCUCCUCUCCACUUUGAUUACCGAACCCAACUCUUCCGAAGAAGAUUACAUCCACCUCCGCUGCAUCAAGCUCUACACCCAACUCUCUUCUCAGCACCCCCGCGCGGUGCUUACAGACUUAAUAGACCGCUACCUCGACCCAUCCGAACGCGCGCUAUCAACAAUCGACGCCCGUCUCCGUUUCGGCGAAGCCCUAAUGCAAGUCAUCGACCGCCUCGGCGAGACCUUCACGGGCGACUUGUCGAAAAUGACCUGCGAAGCUUUGAUUAGUCUCGCCUCGCGCAGGGGUCACAGACCCAAGACUAUGGCUCGCCAAGCGCGCGAAGCCAAAGCCCGCGAGCAGAAACAUAAAGAAGCGGAAGACGCGUGGGACGGUAGCGUGCCGGAUAUUUCUGACCCUAUUAGUCCCGAGGAGCAAGCGAGGUUGGAUAUCCUUGAGGCUAUUGUUGAUGGCUGGUCCGCUGGCACUUCCAAAACAGGCGAAGAGGAUGUGCGGGUUCGCGCCUCGGCUUUAUCCAUUCUGGCGAACUGCAUUGAAACGAACAUUGUUGGUGUGGGCGCGGUGUUGGCCAUGGCGAGCGUGGAUUUGUGUGUCAAUGUUGUGCAGGUUGAGAGGCAGAUCGAGAAGGGGAUUCUGAGGAGGGCGGCGGUGAGGUUGAUUAUGAGCUUUAUUAAGGCGCUGGAUGAGGCGAAGACGGAAGGAAAGGUGCUGGGGAUUGCGUUUGGGAGUGAGACGCAGGAGCAGAUGAGGACCAUUUUGGGGUAUGUGGAGCAGACGGAUGAGGAUGGGCUGGUGAGGGAGUAUUGUCGGGAUGUGUUGGAGAGCUUGGAGAAUUGGAAGAUGGGGAGUUUGGUGGAUGACGUUAGCUUGAGGCAGGCGAGAGGAGGUGGGUUUGGUGGUGGGGGUGGGUUGACGAAGUUGGCUGGGUUGGUUGUUGAUCCGGAGAGGUCGACUUCUCGUGGUGGUGGUAGCGGUGGUGAGAGCGGUGGAAGUAGUGGUGGUGUUGAGAUGUUUGGUGGUAGACCUAGGAUUGAGGAGAUUGAGUAG